Messenger RNA from Amoebophrya sp. A120, 6268 nucleotides. NCBI's taxonomy places the organism in Eukaryota, Dinophyceae, Syndiniales, Amoebophryaceae. The record is from the annotation of a GenBank genome assembly.
UGACGCGCCAUAGAGCAAGCGUUCACCACGAUAGUACUAAGUGGAAGUUGGACUUGGAUGGUGCUGGUCGUGCAAGCAAAAGCAAUAUUUUUCAGUGGAAAUAACUCGACGCCACCGUGGUGGUGCCGCCGCCUGCAUUAAUGACUACUUGCAAAAACGUGGAGUCUGGAACUGGAUUUCGUGGGCUUUUCGGGAAGGCGAUUCACAGGGUAGCCCGAUUUGGAUGAUGAUGAGUCUUCUUGUUCUUCUCGCCGCGCGCUGGCGCUAGCACACCAAUCGCAAUCCUCGCCGCCCCGCAUUCUGGUCGACACAGACGCGGAGCGGAUCAUGACGAAGCAUGAGGACUAAAACAAAGCUAAAACCGGUUUUGCGGGAGCCGCUGUCGAUGGAGCUCUGCGAAAGCGACCAUGACCGGCGCCACUACAAUUUCUACGAAUGUGGUGUAGAGGAACAGAUCCGAGGAACGAACUUUAGGACAGCUCCUGCCAUGCCCAUAUCGUUUCAUCCAGCAGCGGUUCCUAGCUUAUCUUCAACUAGCAGCUCUUCAGAAAGAAUUUCGGGCACGCCGUCCUCGUCGAGGCGAACACAAGAAGAGCGAAUUUUGCCGCGGCGCGGGAACAUCAAAAUCGAGAUCAGCAGCAGACCCACGUCGACCAGUAUGAGAAGAACAGUAGCAACAAGGAGAAAAAGCAGGCGAGGAUCUUUGCUAGCGAAAACCGUCGUCAAGCUCCUCUCUGCAACAACUGCAACGACGUCUUCAAGCCCUUUUUAUUUUUUCGCCCACGCCGCCAUGGCCACCGCCCCGAUGGUUUUGAACGAAUUGGACCGCGCGCUGCACGAGAAGGUGUCCGUAUCGCAAGAGAAAAGUGUUACAGUUACACAUUGUGUUGCAGGCCAAGCAAGACAGACGAGCUCUGUCAUGCCGGAUAUGCAUAGGACCCCUGUGUCGUGCGUGUUUUCCCGUAGGAUCUUUGCAUUGCAAGUUUUUUCUCUCAUGCAGAGAAAUUUGUGUUGCUGAAUUGCCAACAAAUGUGUAACUGUAACACUUUUUUCGUGUGAUAGUCCGCCGCGGCCUGCUACUCCCUGCCGCAUCUGAAGACCCCUCGGGUGAACGGGAACGUGAUUGGUUUGGCGAUCUCGGGACAGAACCUAGUCGCUUUAACCGAGGACAACGUGCUGCACUACCGCCCGUUGGUCUCGACAACGAGCACUAGUUCCUCAUUUUUGACGAGUACGAGUUCUUCAACCAAAAAUCGGGGUGUUCUUGUUGACCAAAUGCUGCAGAAAACCGAUGUAGACGCCACAUUCUCCUUCAUGACGAAAGCAGAUCUGGGAAAGGGCCAUGCGGCGGGAGUGGAGGUAUGAUUGGUUUUGGUAUCAUGUUGAUCAUUUGCUUUAUGCAUGUCAUGAUUCUGGAACUGCUAAAACUGUAUCUGAGUGUGAUUCUGAUGUUGCCCUUGUCGUAUGAUAAAAAAAGUGCAUUAUUCAAAACUCAGGACGCUGUCGUCGACUCCCCUUUAGUCCUAACCGGUCUCAGUGCCGAUCCAGAAGCGCAAAGAAUUGUGAAAGACGCUCAACGGACGAGAAAAAGCGUCACUACGCCGCUGGGCAUACGGUUGGUCGAAUCGGGUCGAUCAGUGACUAGUAGUGCAGGAGGAGCUACUUCUUCGGAUGCAGCUAGCGCAAAUGCCGUCGCGGAAGGACAAGCAGUCUCAGCUGCAAAUCCAGACGCAGCAAAUAAGGCCUCCUCCUCGGCCGAUGCCGCGUCUUCCUCGAAGGUUUCAAGUGCCACUCCUGAGGAAGUGUCAGGUGGUGAGGUCGUUCAAACUGGCCUGCACGUCUACGACCGAGAAGUGCCGGAGAGCCCGUAUUUGUAUCUCACGAUGCUAGAAGACGAGGGCGAGAAGAUCAUGAAAAGCAGAAGCGUCUCUACUGCGUCAACAAUCAGCACGACGAGCCGCCGGCUACUCCGGUACAACACCCAAGAUCACACGGCAGAAGAGCUCGAAGCCAGUGCAAAUCCCUAUGCGGCGAAGAUGACGGAAGAACGCGACGCGGCCUCUGCAGACGAAAAAAUCACCGCAGGCGUCAACAAUCCAGGUUCAGGUACAUCAACUAGCAGCAGUUCUUCCUUCGCCCUGAGCAGUGAGGGGCAGCACGUGUUCACCGUGGCAGCGGACGGGGUUCACAGGGACGGGAAAAAAUUUCUGUCGAUGGUCCCGGCGCCUAGAGCGGUCGCGAGUCUCGACGGUAGUGAUUUGCUGAACGGUUGUGCGGUCGUGAAGAAUUUGCGUUCAUUUUUAUGCGCUUGUAUAAGUUUGAGUACUUAAGGUUAAGUGCUAACAAACAGUAAGUUUUGUUUUGGUCCUGUUGGGGUUGGAAGCUGCAAAAAAUGAAAAUCCUGUUGAAAUCCCAAGGUUACCUCUUCGCAGUGGACAAGGAAAAUUCGCUGCACAUCUACAAGACCGAUAGUACGUCCGACGAGGUGGAGUCCCUAGUUUCCGAAGCGGAGAAGGAUCUCCGGCGGCCCAGUAUUGGAGCGACGGUGCCCGGAGGUGCGGGUAUUUCGGCGAAGAAAUACAAGGCUGCUGGUGCAGUCGCGACUGCUGCAAAACCAACAGCUACUUCAUCUUCUAGCGGUGGAACAACUCCAUCAAAGCCGGAAGUGAUCCUGGCAGAACAGAAGUUUACAGCGGAGACCGCCGGCGAAGCUGCAGCAGCAGCUUCGGGCGGGGGAGCAAUAGCAAAGAAGGAAGAGCAGGCCAGGUUGUCUGUGACUUCUACAGCGCUUGGUUUAUUUGCUCUGGGUUCCACCUCCCAAUCGCAAAAAUCUCCACCAGUCAUGAUCUCCGACGUCCCUGGUGAAACAUCAAAUCCAAACGUCGUCGCCAUCCAGCCACACCACUACCUGGACGCUGGGUUGAGUCCUGUGUCGACGACCACGUCCUCCAAGGCGGGGACGACCGCGAAUGACCCCGCAGCUGCGGAGGUGGGAGGUACAACUCUAGCUGGUGUAGACAAGAUGAACCAGGACCACGAUCAGGUCGCUCUCCUCCGCGGCAGCAAGAUUUCUGCCAAGAAGAUGAAAGGGUGCUUCAAGACCUGGGGGGAGGUGUUCAUCUACCUCAUCACAUUCACCCUGGUCGACCACUCGACGGACUGCGAACCUGGAACCCCGGUUGCCGAAGCGUUGGAGCACGGGGUGGUGCCGGAAAUCAAGUUAUGUAUUGCAAAUAUGUCUGGGUCUGGAAACUGCUAGUUCGUGCAUAGUGGGCGCACUGGGUUCUUACGCGGCCACGCAUUACAAGUUUCUGAGCUCCUAUGUCGUGUUGCGCUUCCCGCAUGAAAAACUGCGUUUUUGCAUGACAGGUAAGAGGCUGCUUUCCUGCUCAUGCAUGACAGAUUCAAGAGUCAUGCUGGACAAGCAUGACAAACUUGCAUUCUUCCAGACCCAGACAUUUUUGCAUUUGGUACAAGUUUUUGCGGACAAACUUGACACAACCCACAACCACGCCAGCGCCACCGGCAAGCGAAGUGAAAGCGCUGAUUAUCAAAGCGGUGAAAAGUAGGGACUUUGCGUUGUCACCGUGAUAUUGGCGCACAGUUGUACCAUGUAAGUAGAAGUACCUGAUUGAUGUCGACUUGUGUGUAUGGGAUGAAUUCGCCAACAAAGAUGAGACCCUCUUUGGGUUCCAUCAAACUAGAGGCUGUGUUUUUCCUCUCAGAUCAGAUUCCUAUAUUUCCGCGAUCAAUCUAUACGUACGGUGAUGCAGCGCCAGUUGACUGUCAGAAACCCCAUUUCACCUUUUUCAUACCUGUGCACGACGCGCUGGUCCGUUGGAAGCCAAAGAAGGAGGAUGAGGAGGAAGCCACGACCGCGGCCCCCCGAGAGGGCGAAUCUACUGCGGGCGUUGGAGAAAGCCCCGCUGGCGGGACGAAUUCGUUCCUGUUUUUUCUGCAGGUAGUGGAUACCACGACCAAGGCGGAGAGUGGCAAGAAAGUCGUGGUAGAACAGGACCAGAAUCAGCUGGACAAGCAGAUCUCCUCGUCUUCUCCUUCCAUCUCUGCAUCUUCCGCUGGGGACAGUGGGAAGCCCUCGGAAGUGAAGUCAGAUCCGGAUAAACGACCCCUGAUGUUGAAAUCAAAAACUACGAAUCCCGCUGUGUUAGAAGUACCUGCAGCGCCUCCCGUACCAGCACCUUCCUCGUUGUCGUUGGCAGCUGCUUCGCCAACAGCGAAGAAAACUGCCGCCAGUACAGCUGUUUCAUCUGCAAGAGACGAGACACAGUCCGGUGGUGUCGCAGAAGCUGAUGCUCAACAUCCUGCAAAGUCCGAACUGGCAGUGGAGCUGGAUCUUGCGAAAGAUCGAAAAGAACCUAUGGAACUAGCCGGCGCACCGGGCGGGGCGGGAGCUCUUUCACACGAUGCUGCGCCAUCAACAGCGGCUGAGGCAGCUGUAAAGGUAAAAAACACUGCAACAGCGGAGCAGGCUGAAGCAGGAGGUGCAACUGCAGCGACCACGGCUAGAAGUGCGAUCAUGAAUGAGGACAAGGGAAGCCUAAACGCUUCCACCACCUCAUCCUCCUCCUUCAGCUCUGCUGGCGAGCAGGCCAGCAGAUUAGCAGCGCACCUGGACGAGCUUGCGGCGGGCUUGCAGGACGCGCAGCAGCAUAUCCCACGAAAAAACUGCUUCACUGUGAUGAUUUUGCAAGAUCUGCAUCACAAGUUUGUUACGCAUGACACUGAAAAUUUGUCAUGCGCACUUCCCAAGGGAAAACACGCUGGAAAAUCCAAUGCCUUGCAUGUGUAGCAAGACAAAAAGUUUUGUGUUCCAUUUUCUGCAUCACAGGUUCACAGUGAAACAGUUUUUUCUUGCGAUACAGCAAGCGGGAGAUUUGUUACGACAGUCCAAGAACUAUCAAUCUCUGGAUGACUGGCGGUUGCAGCAUCGGGUUAUGCUUUGCAAAAGCAUCGCACUCGUAUAAAUGCAUUACAAAUUUCCUCAGCAUGAGAAAUAAAAUUUGUAAUGCGGAUUUACCUUAAGAACAGGACUUGUAAUGCAUGACUGCAAUACGUAUACGAGUGCGAUACUCUUGCACAGGAUACGGGUUUUGCUGGGGCAACGACACGGCGGGAUCAACAUGGGGGUUCUUUCGGGAGAGCAAGAGAAAGCCGGAACAAGUAGUAGCGAAGUAGAAGAAGCGCCAGCGCCAGUUCCUUCAGCGGCCCGAGUAGGAGGUGAAGUUCUUGCACUUGGUACUACGAGUCAGACGCAAGCUACUGCAGCAUCGGUUGCAGCUUCGACAACAACAACGGAGCAGGAAAGCAAGGUGAUGAAAAAGGAGCACGAGCAGGAACCGCGUUUAACAACUUCAAGGUCGGAAACAGCACCGGCAGUACGACCUGAAGUAGUACCAACAUCUGCUGCGGCAACUACACGCACGGAAACCAGCAACCCGGAAAAAUUGGAGUCCACCAGUAGAGCAGGUGAGAACAACAUUUCAUCCCCAGCACAGCUAGAACAAUUCCAACAGCUCCAACAACCCCAACAACUCGCGGAGUACAAACUUCCGAAGCUGCAUGAAGUCGACCCCGAUGUGAUGAAAAAUCCGGAAGACUUACCAGAAAACGACAACCGCAUCGCGCUAACCGCAGCGAGGAGCGGCGCGAAAGAUUUUACGGUGUUUCUGGGCAGUGGGCAGGAUGUGUUUCGCUUCGACGUGUCCUUGGGGGACAGCGGAUUGCCGUGCCCGGUGUGAGGAGGGGAGGAGCUCGACGUUGUACAAAGAAGAAAAAACUACCGACCGAUUGGAAACUUCUGCAUCAGCAGAUCCAGAUCAACACAAGUUUAAGUUACAACUUUCGUAUUUCAACAAUACUCUGACCUUGAUAAAAUUUCUACUUCUUGAUACCAAAAAAUAAGAAUACAGUUCACCAAGCGCAAGCCCGAUCGGCAAAGGCCUGCUUCAUGUUUCUUUGAAUUCACAACUUGAGUCAAUCUUACACCGAACAUGGAUUGUUGUCGUUUCCGCAUAGCAAACCUGUACAAUUUGAACACAGCCCCUGGGUUUUUUUACGAAUUAAAAUAAUCCAAGAUUCAAAAACACGACAGACAUGAUUAUGAGCACGACCGCUGGGGGUUGCAAUGUACCUGUAGAAUUUCGUUUAUGUGAAGCCAGGAAAAGGAAUACGCUGAAUCAUCUGAUGUAGCAAUUGAGAGGACUCAUCUGGGCUUUUCUUUCAACAUCGACGUCGUAGUAAUUCUAAU